This is a messenger RNA of Drosophila montana, 1845 nucleotides long. RefSeq lists its product as uncharacterized. The coding region runs from base 1 to 1614 and encodes 537 amino acids. The record is from RefSeq and is a predicted model, not a curated record. The transcript is spliced from 3 exons. Lineage: Eukaryota; Metazoa; Arthropoda; Insecta; Diptera; Drosophilidae.
AUGUCCAUUCGAACACCAUUGAGGCUGUCCAUCAGCUGUCUACAACUUCGCUUUUUAUGCAUCAUUCUAGGCGCCGUGGGCGCCCAGUGCUUGUCUCCAUUCUCCACCCAGCAGGAUGGCCAACUGCAGGACCUGAGCCAUGACGUGCAUGGGGGAUAUGAUUACCCGCAGCCGAAGGUGACCUUUACGGAUGGUUAUGCCUAUCCACGCCCAUCGGUGCCCUUCCCACCGCAGCCCCAACCGCCAAGCAGAGGCUAUGAUUACCCCAAGCCGACAAUUUCCUUCCCGCCACCAACGAGCCCUCCACCACCACCACCACCACAGAAGAUACAGAGUGGCUAUUCGUAUCCACGCCCAUCGGUGCCGUUCCCGCCUCCAGAGCAACCGAAGUAUAUUCCGCCGCCGCAGCAGAUUAUUCCAGUGCAACCCAGCAAGGGCUACGAUUAUCCCAAGCCAUCAAUUCCAUUCCCAGUGAUACCGAAGAGUCCACCUCAACCACAAUAUUUGCCACCCGCGAAGCCAACAAAUCCACCUCAACCACAGUACUUGCCGCCGCCGAAACCGACCAGCCAACCACAGCCUAAAUACUUACCUCCCGCCAAGCCAAGUGGAGGAUAUGACUACCCGAAGCCGGCAAUUGCAUUCCCACCACCCGUUCAACCCACAAGCCCACCUCAGCCGAAAUACUUGCCGCCCGUGAAGCCGACCAACCCGCCUCAGCCCAAAUAUCUGCCCCCAGUGCAGCCCAGCAAGGGAUAUGAUUACCCUAAGCCAGCAAUUCCUUUCCCUCCACCUGUUAUAGUCAAGACUACACCACAACCUCAGUACUUGCGACCCGUCAAGCCAACAAGUCCGCCUCAACCUCAAUAUUUGCCACCUGUCAAGCCAAAAUCAGGCUAUGAUUAUCCAAAACCGGCCAUACCUUUCCCACCACCUGCUCCGGUAAGACCAACAAGUCCACCACAACCAAAAUACUUACCUCCCGUAAAGCCGACCAGCCCACCUCAGCCCAAAUAUCUGCCUCCGGUGCAGCCAAAAUCAGGCUAUGAUUACCCAAAGCCGUCAAUUCCAUUCCCACCACCAGUUAUUCCGAAGAGCCCACCUCAACCACAAUACCUGCCGCCCGCAAAGCCAACAAGUCCACCUCAACCACAGUACUUGCCUCCUGUUAAGCCUACAAGCCCCCCUCAACCACAAUAUUUGCCUCCUGUUAAGCCAAAAUCGGGAUAUGAUUAUCCAAAGCCAGCAAUUCCAUUCCCACCUCCGGCUCCAUUACCCACUAAUCCACCUCAGCCCAAAUACUUACCUCCCGUGAAACCCACCAGCCCACCGCAGCCCAAAUAUUUACCUCCAGUCAAGCUGAGUGGUGGAUAUGAUUAUCCAAAGCCCGCAAUUCCAUUCCCACCACCCGUCAUACCCAAGACCACACCUCCACCACAAUACUUACCACCCGUGGUGCCGACCAGGCCACCUCAGCCCAAGCAUCAGGGUUACGACUAUCCGAAGCCAGCAAUUCCAUUCCCAGCACCUACCCCGGCCCAAUAUCUGCCACCUCCGGCACCGAAGAGCGAGGGAUACUCCUAUCCAAAACCGGCGAUCGCCUUCAACUACUAGGUUCGUUGCCCGUCCCGCCCAGCACUAAUUAAUUGACGCGAUUGCCUCUCCCGUGCCCAUAGGAACUUGCGAUAUUGAAUAAUUGUAAUUAACUAUAAUAAUAUUAUUUAAUAUUUAAUAUUAAUGAUGUACCUGAGUCCGCGCCGGCGGGCUCUGCAAUCGAAUUUUAGUCAUUAAAAUAUGUUUAUGAAAUCUACAACUGUGCGAUUCUGCCGAAAUAAAACGAACGAU